Amaranthus tricolor (Joseph's coat) is the source of this 2024-nucleotide messenger RNA. RefSeq names its product proline-rich receptor-like protein kinase PERK15. The coding region runs from base 146 to 1789 and encodes 547 amino acids. The record is from RefSeq and is a predicted model, not a curated record. The transcript has 8 exons. NCBI's taxonomy places the organism in Eukaryota, Viridiplantae, Streptophyta, Magnoliopsida, Caryophyllales, Amaranthaceae. Gene Ontology annotation, biological process: protein phosphorylation. Gene Ontology annotation, molecular function: protein kinase activity; ATP binding.
AUCCCAAUUCACUCUGUAGUCUGUACUAACAAAAUUCUAAAAAAGCAAACAACGUCUUUCUUCAGACAUUUCUCACUUUCUCUCUUUUUCUCACUACUACUACUUUUUUUCUUUUUUACAUUUCUCUCUCUUCUAAGCCGAAACCAUGGAUUCACCGCCGCCGGAAAUUACGCCCCUCAUUCCGGCCGAUAAUGUAACUAUAGCUUCUCCACCAGUGGCGUCAACAGGAUUAGCCGCUUUACCGCCGUCAAACUCGAGUACUAUUCCACUAACGCCGCCGUCUUCCUCGGGAAUGUCGAAGCAAACUUUGACGGCUUUAAUUGUCGGAAUUGGGCUUGGAGGGUUAAUUGUUCUCAUUGCUGUGGGUAUUUUCGUCUUUUUUUACAAGCGACGAAAGCGGAAGUUGGCUGAAGAUGGAUUAUUGUUGCCUACUAAACAUAAUCCUUUUGGUGGACAAACUCCACACAGUGUGCCUCUGAAUUCUAAUGAUGCGAUUCAUCAGCAACACAAAUCUGAUCCACCACCACCACAAUGUGCUGUUGUGCCAAUACCACCUUCCACAAGUAGCAACUCGGGUUCGGAGCUACUAACUCAGCCAUUUGGGAUGUCAUCAUCCUCAUUGCCAUUCCCAAAUGGUACAUUUACGUAUGAAGAAUUAGCUUUGGCAACAGAUAACUUUUCUAGUGCCAAUCUACUUGGUCAAGGUGGCUUUGGAUAUGUCCAUAAAGGAAUCCUGCCAAAUGGCAAAGAGAUUGCUGUCAAACAGUUGAAAACUGGAAGUGUGCAGGGGGAGCGCGAGUUUCAAGCUGAGGUUGAUACAAUUAGUCGUGUGCAUCAUAGGCAUCUUGUUUCACUUGUUGGACAUUGCAUGUGUGGGGAACAACGAAUGCUUGUUUACGAGUUCAUCCCAAACAAGACCUUGGAGUUCCAUUUACAUGGAGAAGGGAAACCGCCAAUGAGUUGGGAAACAAGGUUGAAAAUUGCUGUGGGUGCUGCUAAAGGAUUGGCAUAUCUUCACGAGGACUGUCAUCCAAAAAUCAUUCAUCGAGACAUAAAGGCUUCUAACAUUUUGAUUGAUGAUGAAUUUGAAGCAAAGGUAGCAGACUUUGGAUUGGCAAAGUUUUCUUUUGACACAGACACUCAUGUAUCUACCAGGGUUAUGGGGACUUUUGGUUAUCUAGCUCCUGAGUAUGCCUCAAGUGGGAAACUCACUGAGAAGUCCGAUGUUUUUUCCUUUGGGGUUGUGCUUUUGGAAUUGAUUACAGGACGCAGACCUGUUGAUAAAGCUCGUCCAUUCAUGGAUGAUAGCAUGGUUGAAUGGGCGAGGCCAUUGUUAAGUCAAGCCUUAGAAGGUCGUAGUUUCAAUGAACUUGUGGAUCCCAGAUUGGAGGAGUACAAUUCCUUUGAAAUGGCUCAAAUGAUUGCUUGUGCUGCAGUAUGUGUUCGUAGCUCGGCAAGGCGAAGACCACAAAUGAGUCAGGUUGUUAGAGCUUUGGAAGGGAACUUAUCCGCUGAGGAUCUGCUGAAAGAAAUCGCACCAGAUAACAGAACAUUCCACGGAAGUUCAGAUUACGACUCGAGUGCUCAAUACAAGGAGGAUUUAAAGAAAUUCAGGAAGCUAGCUCUUGAUAGCCAAGAACAAAGUACCGGUGAGUACAGUGUAUUCACCAACGAGCAUGGUAUGCCCCCGUCAACCUCGAGUACCGAAAAUCAACCUGAUACACAGGAGAUUGAAACCGGGAAAUCUAAAACAGGCACCAGAGAUGCCCGUGAAAUUCCUGUUGAAUGAAUAGAGUUAUCUUUCUAUUUGAUUUGAUUAAUGUAAACUUAAUCCAUUCUUUUAAAUGCUCACUAUGGGUAAAUUCAUAGAGUUAGGUGUACAAAGAAGUUUUCGUUGAUCUUAAUUCCGCUUUACUUAGCAGAAGUCAUUGUAUAUGUUCAGAUACAUGAGCUUGAUUACUAACAAUCAACUAAUGUAUUUUCCCACCCACUUUUUUUGAUUCAAUUUAUCCUUGUUUAGUAAA